Molecule: messenger RNA, 2023 nt
Organism: Somion occarium
Lineage: Eukaryota; Fungi; Basidiomycota; Agaricomycetes; Polyporales; Cerrenaceae
Source: the annotation of a GenBank genome assembly
GCCAUCAAAACAGUUCAUCGCCUCACAAUUAUAUACUCGCUCCAGGCGUUUCUGGUCGGCGGGUCUGACUGUCGUCUUUCUUCCAUCUCUUACGACUACUCACGGCCUUGUGUCUUACGAGGGUGGGGUAUUUUUGCUUCGUUGACUGGUUCAACUUCCCUCUCUGCAGUCGCUGGUAGACGAAAGAGAAUAAUUCCAACUUGAAGGCUUGGACCAACAAUCGACAUUCUUUACGAAGCAAACAGAUUAUACGUGACUAUUUACGAACUGACAUCAUGGAUCCUCAUGCUCUUUUUAUACGUGCUACCGUCGAAGAGUUGCAUAGGAGGCAAGCCUAUUCAGAUUUCGAAGAAUUGCUCAGGCGGGAAAUUGCUGCCGACGUUGAUGAGUUCGUCAGCAGAACAUUGCAUGAUCGUGCAUUUGUAAGGCCGGGGUCUCAGCAGGCUCAAGCUAAUGCAAACGCGAAUGCCCGUCCGCUUGGUGCUGUCCCAGUGCAACAACCACAAGUGGCCCCUCCUCGACCUUCCUUCGUCUUCCCCCAGAGCUCAUCGGUCGCGUUCCCGUCCAUAAGCCACUCAUUCGCAGUUCCGAGCAGCUCGUUCAUAUCUACCCCUUCGUUCUCGUUCCGUCCAGCGCAACCCGCUUUUACUACUGCUGCUCCUCAGCCACCCCCUGCUGCUCUUCAACCACCUCCUGCUCAGGCCCCUCAAUUACCUCCUGCUGUCGCGCAACCUCCUCCUCAGCGGGCCGCCCAGCCAGCUCCUCCCGCCUCAAAUAACGGUCCUGCCCCACUUCAAGAAGCGCUUGCUUCCAUUUCUGCUGGAGUUGCAGGAAUUGCAUCAUCGGUAUCGGCAGCAGCGGCUUCUGCUACAGCAGGCUCUGAUAAGGAUGCAGACAAGAAGGAUGAGGAACAUGGAUUGAGCCCAGCUGCUAUCGCUGGCAUUGUGGCCUGCGUUGUCCUGGUUCUCCUUCUCAUUAUUUUGAUCGUGGUAUACGCGAUUCGUAGGAAGAACGAUGAUUGGGAGGACCGGAGCGUUAUUGAAGCAUUCCCUCCGGAGGGCAUGGUCGGUCCCGGUGAUAUCGAACAAGCUGGCGAUGACCACGAUGAAAUGCGAGAGGUACCGCUUGACCAAGGUGUAUCACAUCCUGCUUAUGGUGGAAUGGAACAACAAUCCUACCACGCUCAACAUGAGUACGCAGCAUAUGAUCACGGAGCGUCAUAUCAGCCUACCUAUGGUCAACCAGAAGUGGCUCAUGGAGGAUACAACCAGACAGCACCUCCUCAGCUUCCCGAUCCAUUCCAGGAUCCUCAACACCAAGUACCUCUGCGAUCGCCAUUCGACCAUCCGGCUGAUCACUAUGCGCCUGGUGUUAGCCCUCAUCCUGCAGCGCCCUAUCAUGGCAGAGGUGUGCAGUUGAGCGAUCCUCCUGUUCAAUACGGUGGUUAUGAACACGAGUCGAGCUCCCCUCACUCCUCGGUCUCUUCUCGAUCCUCGUUCUCCCGUGAUCCAAGUUCGCCUAAGAGCCCUGACAGUCCAAAGAGUCCCAACCGCAAGCAUCACCAUCAUCACCACAAUGCCAAGAAGCUUCUGAAGGUUAUGAAUGCUUGAGGGCUGUCCCGUUACGCCGUCCACUGCAUGUUCGUGCAUUCAAAGAUCCUUAUGUCACCGUCAUGUACUUUAUGCCCCACCCCUUCCGCGUUGGCUGGUCCGCUUUGGGAGGUCGCUUUCGCCCUCGCGAUAGAUGAUUGAAGGCAGUCAUUUUGUCGCAAUACUGUAUCUUGUCCAUAGGAUAUGCUUUGCAACCGCCAACAUCACUCCACCCCAAUUCACUGAAGAGAUUCAUUAUAAGAUAUGUCACAUUCUACAACGUAGAGGGUACAGUCUCAAUUGGCAAUCGUCUCCUAGUCAUGCGGCGUCUUCUCAUCUACAUUCUUAUCUUCAACUGUCAGACUCUCGACACUCUGAGCGAUCUGUCUCUUUUCUCGCCGCUCUAAAUACCACAAUAACCAAGUGACACCAAG